AUCGAACACGUCCCAGUCUUUUUACAAUAAAAAAUUAACAGAAAUUUUAAACAAUAAUGUAAUAUGGGUGAAAUAUAAUUAGUAGAGUUAUCUCACAUGUGACCAUGUCCCAUGUUUUUAUAGUCAUUACUCUUGAUAACUCUUGGUCACCCACAUUUUUGUGUUCUAGUGCCAUAAAAUGUCCUGGUCUUUAAAUGGUCUGAAAUUAUAAUUGGACACCUCCCUAUUAAGAUGCCAUACUUGUACGUUUGUACGUAUUCAGUGAUCCAAUCAAUCAGUGCCAUGUUAUCAAUAAACCAAUUAUAUGUCAUGACAAAGUCUAACAGAAAAGGAGGAUCUAGACCAAGGGGAGGCAGGCCAGAUGUGGCCUAGUUCAAUAAUACUUUAGUAUAGGCUCCAAUCCUUUUUUGAAAAUAAUAUAUAGGAAUACUCCCAAAAUGUUUAUGUCCAUAAAAUCUCAGAGUGAGGGAAGGUAGAGGCAAACAAAACAUACCACAGUCUUAACAUAAAAGAAGGUGAUGUUUGAACCACAAGCCUUAAUUAUGCAUUUAUCAAAUUCGUUAUUCCAAAGAGGAGAUAGUUUUGAGACUUUCCGCAAUUUAAGUAAAUUCCGUUACAACUUAUACAACAUGCAUGCAUCUUAAACCGAUCGGUGACUACUUGUCCUCACUCAAACAAACAUGCCAAAGUCUUAACAGAUCAGAAGAUGAUGUUUGAACCACAAGACUUAAUCAUGCACUUAUCACACUCGUUAUUCCAAAGAGAAUACUUUGAACAUUUUCAGCAAAUAUAGUAAGUUCUGUUACAACUUAUACAACAUGCAUGGGGUCGUAAACUUCUUCCACUCAUCUUAUACAUACACACGACACGACCCUUCGAUUACUAAGUUCAUCUCAUCAAGAAACAGAGCAAAAGACAGAGGAAGAGAAAAAUGGCUGUCUUGCUCUAUUUCCUCUUAGUUUCUCUUCUUGCUCUUGUUUCAUCAAUCUUUCUUACAAACCUUAAAAACUCAAAACUCAAUCUUCCUCCUAGCCCUUCAUCUCUUCCAAUCAUCGGAAACUUACACCAUUUCGCAGGAUGUCCCAGCAGAUAUUUUCACAGCCUCUCCAUCAAAUACGGACCAGUGAUGCUUCUCCGUCUAGGGUUUCUUCGAGUGGUUGUGAUCUCAUCGAGUGAAGCAGCUGAAGAAGUGCUCAAAACCCAUGACAUGGAAUGUUGCAGCCGACCAAACACCCUCGUCUCCGGAAAACUCUCUUACGGUUUCAAAGACGUCAACUUCGCGCCGUACGGUGAGUACUGGCGCGAGAUGCGGAAGCUGGUGGUCAUCGAGCUUUUCAGUCUUAAGAAGGUUCAGUCUUUUAGGUAUAUAAGAGAAGAAGAGAGUUACUUGAUGGUGAAGAAAGUAUCCGAAUCGGCUUUGAAACGAUCUCCUGUGGAUCUAAACAAAACUUUCUUCUCUCUCACGGCAAGCAUCAUCUGUAGAGUGGCCUUAGGACUGAACUUCCACGAGAGCGGCUUCGUUAUCGACCAAGAAAAGAUCGAAGACCUUGUUACCGAAGUAGGGGAAGUUCUAGGGACGUUCACUUUCUCUGACUACUUCCCUGGUGCACUUGGAAGCUUCGUGGACUGGUUGUUUCAACGGCACAAGAAGAUCAACAAAGUCGUUGAAGAGCUUGAUGCUUUUUACCAACACGUGAUUGAUGAACACUUGAAGGCAGAAGGAAGGAAAAAUCUGGAUAUUGUUUCCUUGAUGUUGGAUAUGAUUGAUAAACAAGGAAGUGAAGACUAUUUCAAACUCGAUAUGGAUAACGUCAAGGCAAUCAUCAUGGAUGUAUUUCUCGCGGGGAUAGAUACAGGCGCCACAACUAUGAUAUGGGCGAUGACCGAGCUCGUUAGAAACCCUAACGUGAUGAAGAAGGCUCAAGAAAAUAUCCGAGCCACCCUAGGGCACAAAAGGGAGAGAAUCACUGAAGAAGACCUAGGAAAAGUUGAUUACAUGACGUUUAUAAUCAAGGAAACAUUCAGGUUACACCCACCGGUUCCAUUUUUGCUCCCAAGGGAAACAAUGUCCCACGUCAAGAUUCAAGGCUAUGACAUUCCUCCUAAAACGCAGAUCAAAGUUAAUGUAUGGACAAUCGGACGUGACCCGAAGCGUUGGACCGACCCUGAAGAUUUUAUUCCUGAACGGUUUGCGGAUAGUUCUGUAGAUUUUAGAGGACAACAUUUUGAGUUGUUACCAUUUGGUUCCGGUAGGAGGAUAUGUCCUGCCAUGGCAAUGGGGACUGCUACCGUGGAGCUAGGGUUGAUGAACUUGCUUUACUUUUUCGAUUGGGGAUUGCCUGAUGGUAUGAACAUUGAAGAGUUUGAUAUGGAAGAAGCUGACAAUCCCACGUAUGUCAAGAAACUACCUCUUCAACUUGUGCCCUUUCAACGCCAUUAGUGGGCAGUAAAAAGAAACAUACAACAUGGAUAAUAGCUUGAGGAUAAAACCUUUUUUAAAAAAAAAAAAAUAUUGUAAAAUUAAUAAUAAAUUAAUGUAUGACGAACACUAUGUCCAAAACUAAUAAAGUUUGACAAGUUACAUUAUUUAAUACGUUAUCCAUAAAAUAUUAUUAUUAUUUUAAUAUUUUGUAUAAAUCGAGUU
This is a messenger RNA of Brassica rapa (field mustard), 2644 nucleotides long. Its product is annotated as cytochrome P450 71B2. The record is from RefSeq and is a predicted model, not a curated record. Gene Ontology annotation, molecular function: iron ion binding; heme binding; monooxygenase activity. NCBI's taxonomy places the organism in Eukaryota, Viridiplantae, Streptophyta, Magnoliopsida, Brassicales, Brassicaceae.